Messenger RNA from Paramecium sonneborni, 473 nucleotides. Lineage: Eukaryota; Ciliophora; Oligohymenophorea; Peniculida; Parameciidae. The record is from the annotation of a GenBank genome assembly.
AAAUGAGAAGAAACUUCUAAAAUCUAAUAAAGGAUCCUCCCAUAAAUGCAUAAAAGGAAUCAAAACCUUAAUAACCGGGUGUUGUAUAAGUAGCAGAAUGGAAUAAGGCAUUGUAAUAUUUAGAUGCAGGAGAUCUCAAUAAAGCAUAUGAAGAAAUAUUAAUUUCAGAAGAUGAUUUAUAUUUGUUAAGAUUAAUGACAAUAACAGGACCUUGUGUGAAUAAAUUGAAUUAGAAAGUGGCAUUUUAAUUACAUUAAAAGAUUAAGUUAUUAAUGAAAUCGGAAUUUUGGAAGGUGCUUGCAUUAUAAAUGUUGGGUAAUUUAUCAUCAAAAUAGGAAUGUUUGAGGAUUGAAUAAAAAUAAAAAUUAUAGUAUUUACUGUAUUAAUGGAGUAAAUCAUGGUAACCUUAAAUAAGUAAGGAAACUGUAUUAUUGUAUAAUUCAGGUGUGUUUAAACCUGAUCAUAUAAUUUGA